AAGGAGGAGAUCUCAGACGACAAUGCAAAGCUACCUUGCUUCAAUGGAAGAGUGGUGUCCUGGCUGGUCCUGGCUGAAAGCUCCCACUCUGACACAGGCUCCCAGUGCACCGAGAGCCACGCUGACCUUCCGCCACCCAUUGAGAGAACAGGCGGCAUUGGAGACUCCCGACCUCCAUCCUUCCACCCAAAUGCUGCCAGCAGCCGGGAUGGCCUGGACAAUGAAACAGGAACAGAGUCAGUUAUUAGCCACCGGCGAGACAGACAUCGGCGGAGAAAUAGAGAAGGGCAUGAGGAUGUCCCUCGGAUCAAUGGUCAUCCAAAACUGGACAGACACCGUGAACACCCUCCUGGUUAUGACAGCGCUUCUACCAUGAUGAGUAGUGAGCUGGAAUCCAGCAGCUUCAUUGACUCUGAUGAUGACGACAACACAAGCAGGUUGAGUAGCUCCACUGAGCAAAGUACUUCAUCCCGGCUCAUACGGAAGCAUAAACGCAGGAGGAGGAAACAAAGGAUGCGGCAGAUUGACAGGUCGUCUUCGUUCAGCAGCAUCACUGAUUCUACCAUGUCCCUAAAUAUCAUCACUGUCACACUCAACAUGGAGAAGUAUAACUUCCUGGGAAUCAGCAUUGUAGGACAGAGCAAUGACCGGGGUGAUGGUGGCAUAUACAUUGGCUCUAUUAUGAAAGGAGGGGCUGUGGCAGCAGAUGGCCGAAUUGAACCAGGAGACAUGCUUCUGCAGGUGAAUGAUGUCAAUUUUGAGAACAUGAGCAAUGAUGAUGCAGUACGGGUUUUACGGGAAAUAGUCUCCAAACCAGGACCGAUCAGCCUAACAGUAGCCAAAUGCUGGGACCCUACUCCCAGGAGUUAUUUCACCAUCCCCAGGGCUGAACCAGUGAGGCCAAUUGACCCUGCAGCGUGGAUCUCUCAUACCACAGCCAUGACGGGAGCGUACCCCCGUUACGGUAUGAGCCCCUCCAUGAGCAUCACCACAUCUACCAGCUCCUCACUAACAAGCUCAAUUCCCGAUUCGGAAAAAUUAGAAGAAUCUCCCUUAACUGUGAAGAGUGACAUGGCUACUAUUGUCAAGGUUAUGCAGCUACCAGACUCAGGCCUCGAAAUUCGGGACAGGAUGUGGUUAAAAAUUACCAUCUCCAACGCAGUGAUAGGCGCAGAUGUGGUUGACUGGCUUUACACACACGUGGAAGGCUUCAAAGACCGACGGGAGGCAAGAAAAUAUGCCAGCAGCAUGUUAAAACACGGCUACCUCAGGCACACUGUGAACAAAAUCACCUUCUCGGAACAGUGCUAUUAUGUCUUUGGAGACCUCUGUGGCAAUAUGGCUGCACUGAAUCUUAACAAUGGUUCUAGCGGAGCCUCGGAUCAGGAUACUCUUGCUCCACUUCCACAUCCUGCUGCUCCCUGGCCAUUAGGCCAAGGCUACCCAUACCAGUAUCCUCUGCCCCCUCCAUGUUUUCCACCAGCAUACCAAGACCCAGGCUUUAGCUAUGGUAGUGGCAGUGCAGGGAGCCAGCAAAGUGAAGGAAGCAAAAGCAGCGGCUCGAACCGAAGCAACAGCGAGAACAGCAGGAGAGCUCUUGGCAGAGAGAAGGACCGCAAGUCGGCUGGCAGCGGCAGCGAGUCCGACCACACUGCCCGCAGCGGCGGCGGCACCAGCGUGGUGCGUCGGGAGAGGCCUGUCAGCCAGCUCAGCCACCGGAGUCAUGUCUCUGCCACCCACAGUGAGAGAAGCCACCACAGCCAUCAUUCUUACGGGCCUCCAGGAGUCCCACCCCUCUACAAUCUCCCCAAGCUGGGCUCCAAAGUCUACGGGACGAGCGGACCCCCUGGAGGGCCCCCCGUGAGGGAACUGGGCUCUGUUCCUCCAGAGCUGACGGGGAGCAGGCAGUCCUUCCAGAAGGCCAUGGGCAACCCUUGUGAAUUCUUUGUUGACAUCAUGUGA
This is a messenger RNA of Antrostomus carolinensis (chuck-will's-widow), 1962 nucleotides long. Its product is annotated as segment polarity protein dishevelled homolog DVL-1. The transcript has 14 exons. Gene Ontology annotation, cellular component: cytosol. The coding region runs from base 373 to 1962 and encodes 529 amino acids. NCBI's taxonomy places the organism in Eukaryota, Metazoa, Chordata, Aves, Caprimulgiformes, Caprimulgidae. Gene Ontology annotation, molecular function: frizzled binding. The record is from RefSeq and is a predicted model, not a curated record. Gene Ontology annotation, biological process: intracellular signal transduction; canonical Wnt signaling pathway.